Marasmius oreades (fairy-ring Marasmius) is the source of this 585-nucleotide messenger RNA. RefSeq lists its product as uncharacterized. Lineage: Eukaryota; Fungi; Basidiomycota; Agaricomycetes; Agaricales; Marasmiaceae. Bases 1 to 585 code for a protein of 194 amino acids. The transcript is spliced from 2 exons. The record is from RefSeq and is a predicted model, not a curated record.
AUGGACAGCAGAAAUAUGGGAGGAAGGUUGGUGAGCGGACACGUCAAACAUCAUGAGGUGGACAGGAAAAAAAUUCAAGACCAGGACCAAGAAGACGGAAGGGAAGGGGGUGCGGGGGGUGUGGACAACGUGAUGGAAGGCAGAUGGGAUUCAGAAGUUGCAGACGAUGAGUUCGAAGGAGAAUUAGAUGAUUCAGAGGACAUGGCAGCAUCUAGCAGCGAGGAAACCGGAAAUUUCGAUCAUUCAGAGUCUGAUAUCCAUGCUGAAGAAAGAGCCAGGAUUCUUGGUAGUGCAGUGGAGACCGACAUGUCGCGCAUCGCUGCUAUGGGGUGCCUUUUUGGAGCUUGGCUCAAUCUGCGUGCGGGUUUGAGUCGUACAAAUACAAACAUUGCACUUAAGGCCCUGGUUUUUAUCAUCAAUGCACUCUUCUCUGUGAUACAAGUGCUGGCUAUUCAGCUUCUGGGCCAGGAGUUCGAUAUUUCUCCCUCAAACAUUCCGAUUGACAUCUGGACUAUCUACGGACGUGUCGGAGUAGAGCCAACCAUCAUUCGCCGAGCUUGCUGUCCUAAAUGCUUCACGCUGUAA